Podarcis raffonei (Aeolian wall lizard) is the source of this 4916-nucleotide messenger RNA. It is a transcript of the gene GRM5, whose product is annotated as glutamate metabotropic receptor 5. Gene Ontology annotation, cellular component: postsynaptic density membrane. The transcript is spliced from 10 exons. Gene Ontology annotation, molecular function: G protein-coupled receptor activity involved in regulation of postsynaptic membrane potential; adenylate cyclase inhibiting G protein-coupled glutamate receptor activity. The coding region runs from base 725 to 4318 and encodes 1197 amino acids. Gene Ontology annotation, biological process: regulation of synaptic transmission, glutamatergic; trans-synaptic signaling by endocannabinoid, modulating synaptic transmission; G protein-coupled glutamate receptor signaling pathway. The record is from RefSeq and is a predicted model, not a curated record. Lineage: Eukaryota; Metazoa; Chordata; Lepidosauria; Squamata; Lacertidae.
GAGGAGGGGCGGAAGCGGAGAGAGGCGCCAGGAGAAGGCGAAGGAGGAGAAGGCAAGCGCGCUUUGCUGGGCUUUCGGAGCCUCGACUCUCCGCGCGCGCCGCGCAAGAACCCAGCGAAGGUGGCCGAGCGCCGCUCCUCCUUUCUCUCUCCAUCACCUGGCGAGCAGGAGGCGGCGACGGGCGAAGGGAAGGUCUGGCGUUGGUAUCGGCCAGGGAUCCGAGAUCUGAUUCCCUAGGCAGGGAAGCGGCGAGGGGAGGAGGCGGAUCUCCUCCUCUCCUCCUUUCCAGCCGUUUGUCUCUUUGCCACCAGAGAGAGAGAAAAAAAAGAAAGGCCAGUUGCUCUUGCCAGGGAGGGGAGGCAAGACCUCCCGAAGCUCCAGGGCAUCGCUUCUCCCUCUGCCUGGCAGUGAAGGAAUUCUGCAUCCCGGCUGAAGCAUCCUCUCUCCUCUCUCUCUCUCUCUCCUGAGCCAUCCUUGUCUGGACCUGACACUUCACGCCAGGCUGUGUCUGGGAUUCUGGAACGGGGCUGAGAAGACUAUGAUUGUGUCCUUCGUUACCAACAGAAGAGAUGUUGGCCAUCUUAUAGAAAAUGCUUGGAAACACCAGUUGACUGCCGGCUCAAUUGCUUUGAUUCCUUCAAGAGACGUCGUCGUUGCUGCUUAAAAACGCUCUCACCUUGUGGUCCCACCAUGUUUCCUAUACUGGCUUAAACCAUUUCCUAAAAUGCUCCUUCUGCCGUUCCUUGCAGUCUUGUUAUUGAAGGAAGAUGCCUGUGGGAACUUUGGUCUUUUGGUUUCUGCACAGUCCAAUGAGAGGAGAGUGGUUGCCUACAUGCCAGGGGACAUCAUCAUUGGGGCUCUGUUCUCUGUGCACCACCAGCCAACUGUUGACAAAGUCCACGAGAGGAAGUGCGGAGAGGUGAGGGAGCAGUAUGGCAUUCAGCGAGUGGAGGCGAUGCUCCAUACACUCGACAGGAUUAACCAGAACCAGACCUUGUUGCCAAACAUAACGUUGGGUUGCGAGAUCAGAGACUCGUGCUGGCACUCGGCGGUUGCUCUCGAGCAAAGCAUCGAGUUCAUACGGGAUUCUCUCAUCUCGGCGGAAGAGGAAGAAGGGCUGAUGAAGUGCGUGGAUGGCUCGACAUCUUCCUUCCGUUCCAAAAAGCCCAUCGUCGGCGUCAUCGGGCCUGGGUCCAGUUCUGUGGCCAUCCAGGUCCAAAACUUGUUGCAGCUCUUCAACAUACCUCAGAUUGCUUACUCGGCAACCAGCAUGGACUUAAGUGACAAGACCUUGUUCAAGUACUUCAUGAGAGUUGUGCCCUCAGAUGCACAACAGGCUCGGGCGAUGGUGGACAUAGUCAAGAGAUACAACUGGACUUACGUCUCUGCUGUGCAUACUGAAGGAAACUAUGGCGAAAGUGGAAUGGAAGCUUUCAAAGACAUGUCGGGCAAGGAGGGGGUCUGCAUCGCCCAUUCCUACAAGAUCUACAGCAACGCCGGCGAGCAGAGCUUUGAUAGGCUAUUGGAGAAGCUGAGAAGCCAUUUGCCCAAGGCGAGAGUUGUGGUGUGCUUCUGUGAGGGCAUGACAGUACGAGGGCUGCUGAUGGCUAUGAGGCGCUUGGGCCUCACUGGAGAAUUCCUGUUGCUGGGCAGCGAUGGCUGGGCAGACAGAUACGAUGUGACAGAAGGAUACCAGCGCGAGGCUGUUGGCGGAAUAACAAUCAAGCUUCAGUCUCCGGAUGUGAAAUGGUUUGAUGAUUAUUACCUGCAGCUUCAGCCAGAAACCAACCACCGAAACCCGUGGUUUCAGGAAUUUUGGCAACACCGUUUCCAGUGCCGGCUGAAGGGAUCCCCUCAGGAGAAUAUGAAAUUCAAUAAGACCUGCAGCAGCAAUCUGACCUUAGAAACACAACAUGUCCAAGAUUCCAAGAUGGGCUUUGUGAUUAACGCAAUAUACUCCAUGGCUUAUGGCCUGCAUAACAUGCAGAUGGCACUUUGCCCAGGCUACGCGGGUCUUUGUGAUGCUAUGAAGCCCAUUGAUGGACGGAAACUCCUCGAUUCUCUUAUGAAGGCCAACUUCACUGGAGUUUCUGGGGAUAUGAUCACAUUCGACGAGAAUGGAGACUCACCGGGACGGUACGAGAUCAUGAACUUUAAGAAAAUGGGAAAGGACUACUUUGACUAUAUCAAUGUUGGAAGUUGGGACAACGGCGAACUGAAAAUGGACGACAACGAAAUUUGGGCCCAUAAAAAUUCUGCCAUCAGAUCUGUCUGCAGCGAGCCAUGUGAGAGAGGAGAGAUCAAGGUUAUCCGCAAAGGUGAAGUCAGUUGUUGUUGGACUUGCACACGGUGUAAAGAGAACGAAUUUGUCUUCGAUGAAUACACAUGCACAGCUUGCGAGUUGGGUUCUUGGCCCAACCAUGAGCUCACUGGUUGUGAUUUAAUCCCAGUCCAGUACCUCCGCUGGGGCGACCCGGAACCAAUUGCUGCCGUUGUUUUCGCCUGCUUGGGUCUCCUGGCUACCAUGUUUGUCACCGCGGUCUUCAUCAUGUACCGCGACACUCCGGUGGUCAAGUCGUCCAGCCGAGAACUCUGUUACAUCAUCUUGGCCGGCAUAUUUCUGGGUUACCUCUGCACUUUCUGCCUCAUCGCCAAGCCUCAGCAGAUCUACUGCUACCUUCAGAGAAUCGGCAUUGGCCUCUCCCCGGCUAUGAGCUACUCUGCGCUGGUGACGAAAACCAACCGCAUCGCGAGGAUCCUCGCCGGCAGCAAGAAGAAGAUCUGCACCAAGAAACCUCGCUUCAUGAGCGCCUGUGCCCAGCUGGUCAUCGCGUUUAUCUUGAUAUGCGUCCAACUGGGCAUCAUCGUUGCUCUUUUCAUCAUGGAGCCGCCCAAUAUAAAGCACGAUUACCCAAGCAUCCGAGAAGUGUACCUGAUCUGCAACACCACCAACCUGGGGGUCGUGACUCCCCUCGGAUACAAUGGCUUGCUCAUCUUGAGCUGCACCUUCUAUGCGUUCAAGACCAGAAACGUCCCCGCCAACUUCAAUGAGGCCAAGUACAUCGCCUUCACCAUGUACACCACUUGCAUCAUCUGGCUGGCUUUCGUGCCGAUCUAUUUUGGGAGCAACUAUAAGAUCAUCACCAUGUGUUUCUCUGUCAGCUUGAGCGCCACGGUGGCUCUCGGCUGCAUGUUCGUGCCAAAGGUCUACAUCAUCCUUGCCAAGCCCGAGAGGAAUGUGCGCAGCGCAUUCACCACCUCGACCGUGGUCCGCAUGCACGUGGGGGACGGGAAGUCAUCUUCUGCCACCAGCCGCUCAAGCAGCUUGGUCAACCUUUGGAAAAGGCGGGGGUCAUCUGGAGAGACUCUAAGGUACAAAGGCAGGAAGCUGACCCAGCACAAGUCGGAAAUAGAAUGUUUCACUCCAAAAGGGAGUAUGGGAAAUGGUGGGAGAGCGACCAUGAGCAGCUCCAAUGGGAAAUCGGUCACAUGGGCCCAGAACGAGAAGAGCACAAGCAGGGGAGCCCACCUCUGGCAGAGGCUUUCCGUUCAUAUCAACAAGAAGGAGAACCCCAACCAAACGGCUGUGAUCAAGCCUUUCUCCAAAAGCACAGCCAGCAGCCAGCACAGCGGCAGCAGCGGCGCCACACUCACCGUCCCGCUCCCAGAGUCCAGUGCCAAACCGCUUUACGACGUCUCCGAAGCAGAGGAGCACUACCCGGCUCAGUACCGAGCUCAGACCCCUUCCCCCAUCAGCACCAUCAGCCAGAGGACCGCCUCACUCAGCCGGACGGAGGACGACGUCCCGACGUUCCAGACAGAGCAAACCCAGAGGAGCAGCUCCUCCCAAGGCUCCCUGAUGGAGCAGAUCAGCAGCGUGGUGACCCGCUUCACCGCCAACAUCAGUGAACUCAACUCCAUGAUGCUCUCCACGACCACGCCGGGAGCCAUGGUGGCCACUCCUCUGUGCUCUUCCUACCUGAUCCCGAGAGAAAUCCAGCUUCCUACCACCAUGACGACGUUUGCAGAGAUCCAGCCUCUCCCUGCCAUCGAGGUCAACGGCGCAUCUCAGUCGGCCAGGAAGCCGUCCUGCGGCAGCGUCAAAGAGGGCCCUUCGGCAGGAACACCAGCAGCGCCAAAGCCAGACCUGGAAGAGUUGGUGGCUUUGACGCCUCCCUCCCCCUUCAGGGACUCUGUCGACUCCGGGAGCGCUUCGCCCAGUUCCCCGGCCUCCGAAUCCGCCCUGUGUAUCCCCUCUUCGCCAAAAUACGAUUCGCUUAUGAUAAGAGAUUACGCUCAGAGUUCUUCUUCUUUGUGAAUGUAGCUCACGUUCAACCUUGGAUCUCUACAGCUUCAAGACGACAGAGAGGGGAGGCCAACCCUCCGAGAUCUCCAGUGUUUACAGACACAAAUGAGAGUAUUGGGUCACCUCGAAUAAAUAAUAAAACACGGAAGCAGGAAAGGGAAAGGCGAGUUAUGCUCUUUAAACACACACAAAAUAAAAAAAACUGUUAGCAGAUCUUUGUGGCCUUAAAAACAUGGGCUUUUAAAUGAGAUAAAAAAACUGCACCUAUCUUUGAGGGCUUAUAAGGAGUCUCUUAAAUCACAUACCAAGUGCUUUGCAUUAGUAUAUAACAAUGAACCGUGGACAACGCAUAUCGGAGAGAGAGUGUGAAAAGGAAGGUUGACCUUAAGCAACCGUCCAGCGUUUGUUUACUUGGAUUCCUUAACCCAGAAGUGAACCUUGACCUUUUAUCAAGAAAACGGAAGACCAAAACGUUGAAUGUACAUUUUCUAAGAGACUUCAGAUCUGGGACCAAAACAAAUCCAGCUCCUUUUUUUGGUUCAAGGCAUUUGUUUGGGUUUUUUUAAAUGAAGAUCUCAACCAAUAGUCACCUGUUCUCUCUAACUGCUAA